CUUGAAACUCCUAGGAAAUCUCACCUUCUGUUAUUUUCCGAAGAAAACUAUAAAUAUCCUCCAUAAUCAUUCCCCACAAACCAUCUCACCCAACAUUUUUAGAGAAUCAAUGGGUUUUUUAGGCUCAAAAAGAUCAAGCAUGAAGGGCCAAAAACAACCCAUUUUCAUUCCACUUUUUCUCAGAUUUUCAGUUCUGUUUCUCUGCUUCUCUGCUUCUGUUGCCCACAACGACGAAGAAGUAGAGGAUGAGAGGGAAUUCGAUUACAAUGAGAAUGGUGCGAAAGGGCCACAUCAUUGGGGAGAUCUUAAGAAAGAAUGGGCUGCUUGCAAAAAUGGUGCCAUACAGUCUCCAAUCGAUUUAACAAAUGAUAGAGUGAAAAUAAUAACGAAAUCUGUAAAGAUAGAGAAGAAUUACAAGCCUGCAGAAUCAAUUAUCAAAAACAGAGGCCAUGAUAUUUCGCUUCAAUGGCCGGAUCAUAAAGCAGGUUCAAUUACAAUCGAUGGAAUCGAAUAUGUUCUCCUACAAGUUCAUUGGCACUCACCUUCUGAACAUACCAUUAAUGGCAAAAGGUAUGCCUUGGAGGCACAUAUGGUGCAUAAAGCCGCGGACCCUAAUGUGAAGAGCGGAUUAGCUGUUUCUGCACUACUUUACGAAGAUGGUUCACCUAAUGAUUUCCUAUGCAAGCUCAUAAGCAACAUUACAGAUAUGACUGAUGAGGUCCAACAAAGAUCAAUGGGGGUGACUGAUCCAAACCUUAUAGAAAUUGAUGGCGUGGAAUAUUAUAGAUACAUUGGUUCUUUGACUGUCCCUCCUUGCACUGAAAAUGUCAUUUGGAUUAUUAACAAGAAGAUAGCAACUGUUUCGAAGGAACAAGUACAUACAAUUCGAGAGGCUGUUCAUGAUUAUGCAGAACAAAAUGCAAGACCAGUGCAGCCACACAAUGAACGAGAGAUGGAACUUCAUAGUCCCAACAGCUGAAAAUAUGAAACUUUGUAUAUACUACAUCAUUUUACGUAUCUUAUAUGCUAUAUAAAUGUUGGUAUAUUUGAAUAUUAAAUUCUAAUUAAAUAAUUUUUUAUAA
Gossypium arboreum is the source of this 1082-nucleotide messenger RNA. RefSeq names its product alpha carbonic anhydrase 7-like. Gene Ontology annotation, molecular function: carbonate dehydratase activity; zinc ion binding. Bases 110 to 979 code for a protein of 289 amino acids. Lineage: Eukaryota; Viridiplantae; Streptophyta; Magnoliopsida; Malvales; Malvaceae. The transcript has 7 exons. The record is from RefSeq and is a predicted model, not a curated record.